AUGCUCGUAGAGCUACUAGAGAAACUCCCCACACAACUGAAGCUGCAGUGGGCAAUGUUUCCCAAAGACACUAAGGUACCAUCUUUUAGCAAAUGGAUCUACGACAUAGUUGAAGCAGCAAGCCAGGUAACAUCGCCGCUUUACCAUAAGAAGAGCGGAAGUCUAAAUCAUCACACAGAGGCACCUAAAGAGCAGGCCAAGGAAAUUACCUCUGCCAACAAUGCCUACACCGUCAUCACCAAAAGUGCCAACGUGAAAAGGUUUGCGGCAUACGAGGCUGCCGAAGCAAACAUCACCAUUGAUCCACGAGAUGCAGCCAAUACCAGAGGCUGCGAAAUCCAGCAGCCCAAACAGGCCAGCUAUGGUCACCAACAUCCACUGUGCCUAAAAUGGACCAACGAUACAACACGUGAAGAAAAUGCAUCGGAACGUGUCACGCUUACGGUUGCCAAUCCACAUAAUGGCAAUCAAUUCUACUUGGAAGAGUUUCACAGUGUAGAUACCCUGGAUCUACCUGUACAGUCUAUCGACAUAAGGGCUCUCGCCAAAGAAUUCCCCCACCUAGCGGGACUACCGAUAGCAUCAUACACCAACGCACGCCCAUGCAUCCUAAUCAGCACAAAUAACUGGAACCUCGCCGUACCCCUUAAAAUCAAAGAGGGGGCGUGGCACCAACCAAUUGCGUCAAAGACGCGACUGGGAUGGGCACUACAAAGCUCCACGCCAUCAAGGGCCUCUAAUGUCAGCGUUCACAUGUGUGGAUGCAGAGACGCAGACGCCAAGCUGCAUGAGAUCAUCAAACAAGCGUUCUCAUUAGACGCUACCACAGCAAAACCGCUAUUAUCACCAGAAGAAACUCAAGCUCUAACCAGACUUGAAUCUACUACCGCCUUGAAGUACGGCAGGUACGAGUUGAAGGAGCAAAUCACCAAGCAAAUCGAAAACCUCGUCGAAAAGGGCUAUGAGAAGGUCCGGCUUGUAUGGGAUCCAGCCGCCCAAUCCAGCGGCAAGGCCCUGAAUGACUACAUCUGGAGUGGUCCAGAUCUCCUAAACUCCCUGUUUGACCUCCUACUCUCAUUCCGAGUGGGACGAGUGGCGAUCUGUGGCGAUAUCGCCGAGAUGUUCCACCAGAUCCGAGUGAGACCAGCAGACACCCAUGCGCAAAGGUUUCUGUGGUUCGACAGCAAAUCCGAGAGGCAAGAGCCUAACGUCUAUGUUAUGGAAGCGCUUACUUUCGGAAUCAAUUGCGCACCCUGCAUUGCACACUUUAUUCGUGACAAAAAUGCAGAUCGAUUCUGCCAACAGUACCCUCAAGCGGCACAAGCCAUGAAUGACUACCAUUACGUGGAUGAUUUUAUAUACAGCGGCGACGUGGAAGUCGGAAACAUCGCAACUCAAGUCAGAGACAUCCAUGCAGCAGGUGGUUUCCACAUACGCAAUUGGUCUUCGAACUCAAAGGAGGUCCUACGAAUACUAAAGAGCGAUUCGCUACUCCCCGAAGCUGCCGAAAUUACCGCAACAGAAAAGGUACUCGGCUUAUAUUGGAUGCCGAACUCCGACGUAUUCACAUUCAUCUGCAAGUUCGCCAGGCUGAAGCGCAACGUUUUAGACAGCGACAAAACACCAACCAAACGCGAGCUCUUGCAAGUACUUAUGUCAAUGUACGACCCACUCGGCUUCAUCUCAUGCUUUACAAUAGAGCUGAAAAUCAUACUGCAAGAAGUCUGGAGAAGCGGCAUUGGCUGGGAUACUGGUUUGCCCAACGCAUUGUUACCCAAAUGGAUACGAUGGAAACGGAUCCUUACAACAAUCGCCGGAUUGACCAUCCCGAGAUGUUAUUUCAACAGCAGCGAUCAAAUCCAUGAUGUCCAGUUACACAUGUUCGUUGACGCCAGCGAAUUGGCAUACGCAGCAGUCUGCUACCUUCGGAUACGCCAGUGGGAAAGAACCUACCUCAGCUUCGUGGCCUCAAAGGCGAAAGUGGCACCGUUGAGUCCACUAUCUAUACCAAGGAUGGAACUGCAGGCCGCAGUUAUCGGAGCAAGGCUGAGUAACCGAAUCCAACGCAAUCCAAGUUUGUCAAUUAACUCGAGUUGUUAUUGGUCCGACUCAAAGACUGUUCUCAAAUGGCUUCGUAUGGAUCCACGAAAGUUUCAGCAAUUCGUCAUGCACCGCGUGGGCGAAAUACUGGAAUUCACAAACGUUAGCCAAUGGAACUGGGUUCCAACCAACCUUAACCCUGCAGAUCUUGCUACUAAAACAAACAACGCCAAUAAAUAUAAAACUUGGCUACAUGGUCCAGACUAUUUGCUGCAGGAUCAACACGAGUGGCCAAAAUGCGAUGAUUUGGGGCCACCAAACAAUGCUGAAGUCAAUUCGCCGAUGGAGCUAAAACUUAACGCGGAAUAUUUUUCCGACUGGCGCAGGCUAUAUCGAGCUUUAGCGCGCUUUAUUCUCUACAUUGAGAAACUGAAAGCGAAACAAAAGAAGGCAUCGCCACCUAUAGAGGUGUCUUACGAUAUGAUUCAGCAGGCACGCACACUUCUACUGCGGCAUACGCAGUCAUCUGAAUUCAACCCAGAAAUUCGCAACUUAACGAGAGAUGAAAACCAGCUCCUACGUACCCGAGGGCGAGCAGAAAACCUAAACGGCCAAAUCCAAAUACUGCUCCCAUAUGGGCACCACAUUACUCGGCUCAUAGUGAACUGGUAUCAUCAGGAAAUGCACCACACAUCCCAUGAGACGUGUAUUAACAGGAUUCGAGGCAUGUUUUACAUACCACGCCUACGAGUCUUAUACAAAGGCAUGCGGAAGUCUUGCCAACGCUGUAAAAAUGAGAGCGCCAUGCCUAUUCCACCGCAAAUGGCUCCCCUGCCCAUCGCCAGGCUGGCUGCCUACCAACGUCCCUUCACUUACGUCGGUAUCGACUACUUCAUGCCCUUCUUGGUUGCUGUAGGACGGCGAAGCGAAAAAAGAUGGGGCGUUAUUUUCACCUGCCUAACCAUAGGGGCAGUGCAUAUAGAGCUGGCGUGCUCUUUGGACACUGCAUCGUGCAUAAUGUGCAUCCGAAACUUCAUCAAUCGGCGCGGGACCCCGAGAGAAAUUUACAGCGACAAUGGCACUAACUUCAAAGCUGCCGAAAAGAUUAUCUGUGACAAAGCGCAGACGAUCAACUUCAACGCCGUGCAACCGGCGUUCGAUGACAUCAAAUGGAAAUUUAAUCCACCAGCCGCUCUUCAUAUGGGGGGAGCAUGGGAGCGACUUGUUCGUUCCGUCAAGACUGUACACUACGCAAUCUGCCCAGCGAGAAAAUUCACCAGCGAGGGCCUACAAAGCGCACUCUGGGAAGAUCAGCAAGCGGCUAUAAACCAGUCUUCGAAACCAUACAUACCGUACAGCACAUGUGGCAAGCUGUACAAGAAUUCGCCGAUCAAUUCUGGCGACGAUGGGUACGCGAAUACGUUCCAGAUUUAG
Molecule: messenger RNA, 3474 nt
Organism: Drosophila willistoni
Lineage: Eukaryota; Metazoa; Arthropoda; Insecta; Diptera; Drosophilidae
Exons: 7
Coding region: 1-3474 (1157 amino acids)
Molecular function (GO): nucleic acid binding
Source: RefSeq, a predicted model, not a curated record